Molecule: messenger RNA, 3477 nt
Organism: Mercenaria mercenaria
Lineage: Eukaryota; Metazoa; Mollusca; Bivalvia; Venerida; Veneridae
Product: 52 kDa repressor of the inhibitor of the protein kinase-like
Exons: 4
Coding region: 228-3449 (1073 amino acids)
Molecular function (GO): protein dimerization activity
Source: RefSeq, a predicted model, not a curated record
GGUUAAAAUUUGAGGAGCAAAAAAAAUGCAAAAAAAUAGUUCUGAUGAAAAAUUCAGUUAUAAAAGUUCAAAAAAAUAUAUAUCAAUAUCAUUAAAAUAUAUAAGAAUAUCAUUUGCAUCAUGAUAUCGUUUAGGCAAGGUGAGGCAGAAAUCCCUACGGUCAUAUUGACUGAAUGAUAAUUUUAUGAUCCGUAUAAAAUUUAAAUCCGCAUUGUAAACAACGAAAAAUGGUGGACAUCGUCACAUACAGAGCGAGGAUCGGGUGCUUUUCUACUAAGUCUGGUUUCGCGAUGGAUCUUGAAACACUUCGUGUGGUUGGUGUUGUCGGUUUCAUUGGCAUUUUGCUUUUCCUUGCGGGAGUUGAGUUGAACCCGGGACCAAUUGAGGUGGAUGACUUAUCAAUGGUUCUUUUACCUGAAAAAUGGUCUGGCCAUAUCGCAGCAAAAUCGACAGGCAAUGGCAACUGUUUGUACAACUCCUGUUCAUUGGCUCUUUGUGGUGACGAGACACUAGCUCCUAAUCUCCGCCACGCAGUUGCCCAAGAGUUGCAUAGCAAUGCGUCCAGAUACGGCCAAGAUCAUCCAUCGAUUAAAAGAAUUGUUCAAGAACAAAACAUGUCGCUUAGCGAUGUUGUGAUUUUGUUUCAAUCGGUGCUUUCAAACCCUGAUGAUGAACCCAUGUCUUUAACACUUGAAAACAUUUCUGAGUGUAUACAUGCCGAGGGGUUGAAAACGUACAAUGACAAACGAUGGGCAUCCAUUCUGCACGUUAUGGCACUCAGCACGGCACUUGGGAGAGAAGCUCGAUCGGUUUAUCCUGAUGUACCAUGGAAUUAUCGGGGUCUAUACAACACUAUUGUACAACCGGCUGGUGACAAAUCUUUCAAUUUUCCUGAACAGUACGAAACUAUAUCAAAGGAAACUAUCAUUAUAUUUUGGACUAGGGACGGAAAUAUGAGUCAAACAGAUCACAUGUUCGUACCAAAUCACAUAGUGCCGUUAUUCACAAAAGAGGCACAUGCAGAUAAAGAGAAAUCUGACGUUGAGAUUGUUAGUACUUCAACUAAGAAAAGAAAAAUUCAACACAAACUUGAUUCCUAUUUUGGUAUAUCUGUUCCCAGUAAGCCAAAUAACACAAAAACUAAUGCUGUCAUCAGCCCGAAUGUGUCGUCAGAGGUCAAAUCUAAUGAGGCGCCAUGUUUUACUCGAGGUGUUUGUCCAGAUUUAGCGACAUUAGUUUCCCGCCGAAAACAGUUAUCAGAAGAAGAGAAAUUAAACAUUCUUAACUUUAAUAUAAGACGCCCUUCCACAUACCCUUCAGACAAAAGUAGAAAGUUCAACAUUGCUUGGGAGUCCAAUUUUAAUUGGCUGCGAUAUUCAGUCAGUGAAAACGGAGUGUAUUGUGCUUCUUGCUUUGUUUUUGCGCAGACAGACGUGAGACAUGCUGAAUUCAUCUGCAAACCUUUCAAAGAUUGGAAAAAUGCUGUCGGGGAAAAAAGAGGAAUGCUUCCAAAUCAUGCUAAUUCAAAGACCCAUAUCAAUGCAACGACCGCAAGCGUCAUGUUUUUAAAUGUUUACAAAGGCACUGAAAAGUCCAUCAAAUCGUCAUUAAGUUCUGCCUAUUCAGAUCAAAUUUCCGAGAACCGACAUAUCCUCAAAGCCAUAAUUCAAGUGAUAACAAAACUGUCAUCCAGAGGAAUUUCUCUUCGAGGCAGAUGGUUGAAGGAACAACAUCGUGAAGACAGUAAUUUUAAUUUCUUUUUGGAGUGGAUGAGUCUGUAUGACCAAAAACUUUUUAAACAUCUGAAAAGUAGUCAAAAAAAUGCGAAGUACACUUCGCCGCAAUUUCAGAAUGAAAUAAUAACAUGUAUUGGAGAUUAUAUACGUAGUAAAAUAAUAUGCGAAGUUUCUAAAUCUUCAUUUUUUAGCAUCAUGGCUGACGAAACGACUGAUGUAAGCGUCACUGAGCAAAUGAGUGUUUGUGUCAGAUACAUUGUAGAUAAAGAAAUCCUUGAAGAUUUUAUUGGUUUCGUCGAAUUACCCAGGACAAAUGCAGAAACUAUUACUAAUAAAUUAGUUGAAACCAUGAAGCUUUGGAACCUGGACCUCACUAAAUGGCGAGGCAAAGGUUUUGACGGUGCAUCGACAAUGAGUGGUCAGGUCAGUGGGGUUCAAGCUCGGAUCACUAAUCUUUAUCCGCAUGCCAAAUAUUUUACACACUGUAAAAGUCAUUGCUUAAAUCUUGUAGUUGUGUCGUCAUGCAACAAAGUUCCGCAGAUUCGAAAUUUCAUGAAUACGUUCCAAGAACUAACUUUCUUUUUCCACAACUCUGCUAAACGUAAAACUAUACUAAGUAGACACAUGUCAGCGAAAGGUGCAGUGUCAGAUUUAUUAGCAGAUGCACCAGACUGUGAGGGGGAAGACGAAUAUGAAACUGCCCUAUUUGAAAAUGCGUCGAAGCGACAUACUCUACCAACACUUUCUGAUACUAGGUGGUUAUCUAGGAUCGACUCCAUAAGCACCCUACUCGUUCAUUAUGAGCAUAUCUAUGAUGCUCUCAGUGACGUAAUGGAGGAGUCGUCCGGUCAGUCAGCUGCCGACGCAUCAAGUUUUAUUAGAUCAAUUGAAAGUUUUGAGUUCAUUGUCGUCGCAUGUGUUACGCAAUUUAUAUUAGCCUUCAUAAGGCCCCUGUCCGUAAAUUUACAAUCUAAAUCUUGCGACUUAUUACAGGCGCACACUGAGGCUGCAACUCUAGUAAGUAUUAUGAAAUCAAUAAGAUCGAAAAACGAUUCAUUUGAAAAAAUCUAUGAUAGGGCAGCACGAAUUGCCCAACAAAUACAAGUAGUGCCAGAGAAGCCACGGAUCGCUGGUAGACAAAAACACAGAGCAAAUGCCGGGGAAAAUACAUCAGUGUUUGAUCAUUUUAAGUUAAAUCACUUUUAUCCAUUUUUAGACCACGUUAUACAACACCUUAAUUCUCGUUUUCCAAAAGAAUUAGGAGAACUGUUAGAAGGAACGUAUUUGUUACCGGGACACCAUGAGCACCUGACUAGUAGUAUUGAAGGAAAACUCAAACAAACAUUUUCAAAUGACCUUCCUAUGGCAAGUCAAUUUGAAACUGAAGUUAUUAGAUGGAAACAUAUUAAUCAAAACAGAAAAACACCUAUGUCUCUCCAGGAAGGGUUUGGCAUUUGUGAUAAAAACUAUUUUCCGAACAUAAAUGCAAUAUUUGAACUGAUUUUAAGUUUACCCGUUGGUUCAUGCUCUUGUGAGCGCAGUUUCAGUGCUCUGCGCAGACUCAAAACUUGGUCGAGGUCAUCGAUGAAGGACUCUCGUUUGAAUGGUCUGGCGUUGAUGAACAUUCAUAGAAACAUGUCACUUGACGUUGAAGAAAUAUUAAAAUUAUGGGAUUCUCCUGGACACAGGAGAAUCGCCUUGGCCUUUUCUUAGAACAAGAAAUAAACUACUAGUAAACUGA